Molecule: messenger RNA, 1434 nt
Organism: Periconia digitata
Lineage: Eukaryota; Fungi; Ascomycota; Dothideomycetes; Pleosporales; Periconiaceae
Source: the annotation of a GenBank genome assembly
CUUCUUCUCAGUUGGCCCUUUGGAGACCCAAAUAUGACCCCAUUCAACGAGACGAAAGCUGUCCCAGGGAUCCCCUACUUUACACCUCAACAUGUCAAUUCCCCAGGCACACCCGUCUCCGGUACCCAAGACCAAAACAAUGUCCCCAUGCUCUUUAAACCUCUGACCAUUCGAGGCGUCACGCUUCGGAACCGCAUUCUGGUUGCACCCAUGUGCCAAUUCUCUACAGCGCCCACGGGUCCUGAAGCAGGAGCUCUGACCGACUACCACAUCGCCACACUGGGGCACUACGCGCUCAAAGGUUCAUCUUUGGUCAUUAUCGAGGCGACGGGUGUGCAACCCAACGGCCGUAUCUCACCCAACUGUCCAGGCAUCUGGAGCGACGCGCAGAUCCCUGCCCUCCGCCGUGUGUCAGACUUCAUCAAAAGUCAAGGUGCUCUCAGCGGCCUUCAGCUUGCCCAUGCUGGCCGAAAGGCAAGCACUUGCCCACCAUGGAUCGCCAGUAGCACGCCAGACAAGAAAAUCAGCGUUCGCGCGACGGCAGACGUUGGCGGAUGGCCUGAGAAUGUAAAAGGUCCGAUGGGUGGGGAUGAGUGGAGCUGGGACGGCAAGAAGGACAGCGACGAAAGUGGAGGCUUCUGGGCACCCAGAGCCUUUUCGGAAGAGGAAAUCGGGCAGCUGGUAGAGGAUUGGGCUAGCGCAGCAGAGAGAGCUUACAAGGCUGGCGUGGAUGUUAUUGAGAUCCAUGCCGCGCAUGGCUAUUUGCUCCAUCAGUUCCUUUCUCCUAUCACCAACCAGCGAACUGAUCGAUAUGGUGGGAGCUUUGAGAACCGCACCCGUGUGCUGAUUGAGAUCGUUGUGGCCAUUCGCAAGGUGAUCCCGCAGCAGAUGCCGUUGUUUCUGCGCAUCAGUUCGACCGAGUGGAUGGAGGAAACGGAACUGGGCAAGAAGUUUGGUAGCUGGGAUGUCGAAAGUUCCAUCAAGCUUGCCAAGUUACUGCCUGAUCUUGGUGUCGAUCUGUUGGAUGUCAGCAGUGGCGGAAACCACCCCGGCCAGCAGAUCAACAUGUUCGAUUCCAAGGACUAUCAGAUCCGGAUCGCGUCUCGCAUCAGGUCAGAGCUCAAGAAAGAGAACUUGAAGCUACUCAUCGGAGCUGUGGGUUUAAUCACUGAAGCAGAGCAGGCGAAGGAUAUUCUGGAGGGCGGUGCUGCAGCAACACAGCAGCCAGCAAACGACGCAGAGCUUGAGAAAGAAGCCAAGACAGCACUGAAGAUGACGGAACCGACGGAGGGAAAAGAGCCCAUGGCCGAUGUUAUCCUGGUAGCUAGGCAGUUCAUGAGGGAACCGGAGUGGGUUCUGAAAGUGGGCUGGCAGCUCAACGUGAACCUGAAUUGGCCGAACCAGUUUCUUCGAAUCCGGUUCCCCAAACUCUAA